Messenger RNA from Camellia sinensis, 1919 nucleotides. NCBI's taxonomy places the organism in Eukaryota, Viridiplantae, Streptophyta, Magnoliopsida, Ericales, Theaceae. The record is from RefSeq and is a predicted model, not a curated record.
ACCUUUUUUUUGUUUAAUUAUAUGUUAAAAAAACUGUAUUUAAAACUGUAAGAUUUUUAUGAGUAUAUAUUAAAAACCGUAAAAAAAAAAAUUUUUUUUGGUAAGACUUUUAUGUGUCUAUAUAUAAAAUUGUAUUUAAAAAAUAAUAAUUAUAGGUUUAUAUAUAUACAUAUAUACAGUAUGUAAACUCUUUUUUUUAAUUUUUUAUUUUUUAUUUUUUAUCCUUCUAAUGUUAAUGUUAAUUUAUAGGAAAAAUGUCUAGUUCAAAUUCUGCCAAUAACACACAAUCUGCCUUUGAUGCUGAAGAUGAUAAGCCACUGUGGAAAUAUGUGACUAGAUUAGAAAAAUCUGGUGCAAGAGGGGGAAAUUAUACUUUUCAAUGUAAUUUUUGUCGGGUUACACGUAAAGGUUCAUACACUAGGGUAAAAACCCAUUUGAUGCAAAUUAAAAAUCAGGGGAUUGAAGUGUGUCCAAAAGUAACAAGUAAGGAUAAAGCUGAUUUUGAGAGAGUAAUUGCAGAAGCAGAGUUGAAAUUGAAAAACUCUAGGUUGAAGAAAGUCCCAUUGCCUCCUCCUAGUUCAAGUGCAUCAUUAGGUUUAUGUUUUUAAUGAACCAGAGGAGAUGUAUGGAUCAAAAAGGAAGAGGUCAACUGCCAUAGGGAGUGGAAGUAGUGAUAACCCUGUUCUGAAAGCAUUUAACAUUGGGGCUCGUGAAUGACUAAAUAGUGAGAUAGCUAGAAUGUUUUAUUCAGCAGGCUGGCCAUUUCAUUUGGCAAGAAAUCCUUACUAUGUUAGUGCAUUUACUUUUGCUGCAAAUAACAACAUACAAGGAUAUGUACCACCUAGGUAUAAUAUGUUGAGAACUACAUUGCUUCAAAAAGAAAAGACAAACAUUGAUAGAUUGUUAGACCCUAUUCGAGGCACAUAGAGAGAGAAGGGUGUGAGUAUAGUCAGUGAUGGAUGGAGUGAUUCCCAACGAAGGCCAUUAAUAAAUUUUAUGGCUGUUACGGGAGGUGGGCCCAUGUUUCUUAAAGCAGUUGAUUGUUCAGGGGAAACAAAAGACAAGUAUUUUAUUUCAAACUUGAUGAAGGAAGUAAUUAUGGAGGUUGCGCCUAAAAAUGUGGUUCAAGUCAUUACAGAUAAUGCCACAAAUUGCAAGGCGGCAGGGCACCUAAUUGAAGCACAAUUUCCUCACAUCUUUUGGACUCCUUGUGUUGUGCACACCCUCAAUCUUGCCUUGAAGAAUAUUUGUGCUGCCAAGAAUGUGGAAAAUAAUUCAGUUGCAUUUGAAGAGUGUAAUUGGAUUAGUGAGAUUGUGGGUGAUGUGAUGAUGAUUAAGAAUUUUAUUUGUAAUCAUUCCAUGAGGUUGGCAAUGUAUAAUGAGUUUGUGAGUUUGAAACUUCUUUCAGUUGCCGAGACACGCUUUGCUUCUUCCAUUGUCAUGCUUAAGAGGGUCAAAUUGAUAAAGCAAGGUCUCCAAACAAUGGUAAUCAGUGACAAAUGGAGUUGUUAUAGGGAUGAUGAUAUUGGUAAGGCCAAGUUUGUGAAAGAUAAGUUGUUAGAUGACUUUUGGUGGAAUCAAGUCAACUACAUACUUUCCUUUACUGCUCCUAUUUAUGACAUGAUUAGAGUAUGUGACAUCGAUAGACCUUCUCUUCACUUACUGUAUGACAUGUGGGAUACAAUGAUAGAAAAAGUGAAGAUGGUGAUAUAUAAGCAUGAAGGAAAGCGACUAGAAGACGAGUCUACAUUCUAUAAUGUAGUACAUCAGAUUCUUGUAGACCGGUGGAACAAGAACAACACACCACUUCAUUGCUUGGCACACUCAUUGAAUCCAAGGUAUUAUAGUGAUGUGUGGCUUCAUGAGGAUCCAAGCUGAAUUCCCCCACAUAGGGAUGAGGAGGUUUGUCUUUAGAGAAA